AUGCAACGAACGAAACCACAAGAGAAGAAUGUAGAACAAAAUCUACGUCGUAUUCAAAAACUACAAUUAGAAAAUUCAGUUACAAAAAUCAAUUCAAAUAAAUAUACAAUGGAAGAUUUAGCAAAUGAAAUUUUCUAUGAAAUAUUUGAAUAUCUUGAUCUAUAUGAUAUUUAUAAAGGAUUUUACAAUCUAAAUAUACGAUUUCGAAAUUUAACUAUUCAUGCAAAUGUUUUAACUAAAAUCAAUUCUUCAAUAAUGUCAAAUUCAAAUUUUAAAGAUUAUUAUCAAAAUAUUGUUAAGUCAAAUCAACAGCAAAUUAAUUUUCUUCGUUUAACAAAUCCAUUUGCCAUUAAUAUUAUUUUUUCAUCAUCACGUACUAUUUCAAAUUUUUAUUCUCUUGAAACAUUAAUUCUUGAUAACUUACAGAACAAAAAGUUUGACCAAUUCUUUGAUUAUUUUAUACGCUUACCUAAUCUUCAUUCAUUAAAUAUCUCUCUCAAUGAGUGUAUUAAAUCAUUAUAUAUUCUUUUUUGCCAAAUAUUUCGUUUACCAAAAUUAAAAUAUUGUAAAAUUGAAUAUUAUACUGAAAAUGAGAAAAAGCCAUUAUAUGUUGAUUUAAAUUAUAAUUUUAGUUCUACUAUUGAACAUUUAAUAAUAAAUGGUCCUUUUCCAUUUGAUUCAUUUAAUAAUUUAUUAUGUUGUCUUCCUAAACUUAAAUAUUUAUCAAUUAAUUCUAUUGUUGAAUCUCAUAGGAUUAUCAAAAUAAAAGAAUUAUCUCCAAUUGAAUUAAAAUAUUUCAAGAAUAUUUUUCUUAAAUUUGAUUAUAUUCAUUUUGGCAAAUUUGAAAAAAUUGUUAAAGAUUUUUUUCAUCAUGUUCAAAUUUUACGUCUUACAAUAAUUGGUGAUGAAAGAUCUUUAGAUGCUAAACAAUAUCAAGAAUUAAUAACAUUAUAUAUGCCAUAUUUACGUAUUUUUGAUAUAAAUCAUGAAUAUUCUAUAGAAAAGAAUGAUUUAACAUAUCAUGAUAUAAUUAAUCAGUUUAAUUCUUCGUUUUGGAUUGAAAAUAAAUGGUUUUUUACACAUCAACACCGUCGAACACCUGGAUCACAUGCUGGAAUUUUUCAUUCUACCGUUCCAUAUCGACGAAAACAUUAUACGUAUUAUUUGACAUUUAAUAAUGAAGUUUGUUCAAAUAUUCAAGAAAAUUUAAAUUCAGUUAAACAUCUGCAUAUUGUUAGCCAAGGAAUACAAAAUAAUGUUCUUAAUUAUUUUCCAAAUGUUAAUCAAUUAAGUAUUAAAGAUAAAUCUAAAAACCGAAAUAAACCAAUUAUAGCAAUUCUUCAACGUAUUGUACCUUUAAAACAACUUACGACGUUAUUCAUUGAAUAUGCUGAUUUAUCAGUGGAAGAUCUUAUUAAAUUAUUAUAUUGUGCACCUAAUGUACAUACAUUACAUUUAUUUGCAUUACCUUCCAGUUUUACUGAUCUAGAAUUGAUAAAAGAAAAUGAAAUUUCUAAAUGUGUAUCAAAUAUGAAUAAAAUAGAAAAUCUGAGUAUUCGUACUUGGAUUACAUUCUAUGAAAUUCCAUUUAUCCUUCAUUUCUUGCCAAAAUUAAAAUAUCUUAAAACACAAAUACUUACACAUGAAACACAAAAAAUAAUUCGAUUAUUGUUAGCAGAAACUCACAAUCGACUAAGAAAUUUAUUGUAUUUAUGUAUUCCGAGGAUAUCAAAAAGAUCCUUGAAAGAAAUAAAAUUUUUGAUUAAAUCAGAAAAACUACUCUAUAAUUACUCAAUUAUAUGUGUUAAUGAAACUUUACAUUUAUGGUGGUAA
Rotaria sp. Silwood1 is the source of this 1833-nucleotide messenger RNA. The record is from the annotation of a GenBank genome assembly. Lineage: Eukaryota; Metazoa; Rotifera; Eurotatoria; Philodinida; Philodinidae.